Lachancea nothofagi CBS 11611 is the source of this 966-nucleotide messenger RNA. The record is from the annotation of a GenBank genome assembly. NCBI's taxonomy places the organism in Eukaryota, Fungi, Ascomycota, Saccharomycetes, Saccharomycetales, Saccharomycetaceae.
AUGUUGCACCCUAAGAAUACAGAAAUAUAUUUCACCUUAAACAAUGGCACGAAAAUGCCUGCAUUGGGCCUCGGAACGGCAAACGUGGUAAAGCAAAUCCCGGAGACGAAACAGGCAGUGAAGGCUGCGAUCAAGGCCGGCUACCGGCACAUCGACACAGCCUGGGCCUAUCACUGCGAAGACCGGAUUGGUGAGGCGCUGAAGGAGCUAUUUGAAGAGGGCGUUAUCAAGCGUGAGGACAUUUUCAUCACUAGCAAGGUGUGGCCCACCCAUUGGGACAUAGCAGACGAGUCGAUCUCGCGGUCACUCAAAAACUUGGGCGUCGACUAUGUUGACCUGGUGCUUCAGCACUGGCCACUAUGUUACAGCAGACUCGACGACCCCGAUGGCAUUGACGGGAUCUGCAGAAAUCCAACCCACGAGGACGGUUCUCCCCACUACAACAAAGACGGCGAUUACCUGACCACAUUUAAACAACUAGAAAAAAUGUAUUUGGCCAAGGACCCUCGCUUUAAGGCCAUUGGUGUUUCAAACUAUCCAGUGGUGUAUCUGGAGAGACUUUUGAAAGAGUGUAAAGUCGUCCCAGCCGUAAACCAGGUUGAGAUGCACCCUCACUUGCCUCAGAUGGAAUUGCGCAACUUCUGCACUAAUCAUGGCAUUCGUUUAGAAGCUUUCUCGCCAUUUGGUGCCACUGGUGCCCCUAUGGUAAAAAACGCUUUGGUUCAAAAAAUCGCCGAUAAAUACGCAUGCACCCCUAACGACGUGUUGAUAGCCUACCAUAUCAGGCAAGGGGUAGUAACGGUACCACGUUCAGUGAACCCAAAGAAUAUUGUCUCCAACAUAGAUUUCAUUCCACUUUCCAAAGAAGACAUUCAUUCUCUAAACCAAUUUGGUGUGGAAAACCCAAAACGUUUAGUCGAUGAGGAAUUUGCCGUGGCAGUACCUGGAUUCCAAGAGAAUAAAUAA